AUGGACGUCUUUAUAAAGUUUGUACAAGCAGAUUAUAUCGGAGAAGCUGAUCUCCAACACUUAACGCAUUACAAGUACAGUGCGACAGAUAAAUCACCAAUAGCAAAUUAUAUACUUAAGUACUAUUGGAAUUGGGCAAUCGAAUGGAUUCCCAGGUGGAUGGCUCCUAAUUUGAUAACUUUGUGUGGAUUAGGAUUUGUGUUUAUUAACGUCUUAAGUGUUAUCUAUUGGAUUAGUGAUUUAGUAGGACCUGGUCCAAAGUGGCUCUACUGGACUUUUCCAGUAGGUUUAUGGUUAUAUUCAACAUUUGACAACAUAGAUGGCAAGCAAGCUCGGCGUACUGGAACUUCAUCACCUCUCGGCGAGCUAUUUGAUCAUGGAUGUGAUGCACUUGAUUGCUCCUUUAGCGCUGUGGUUCUUGCUGGCGCCUUAGGCCUAGGGCAUACUUAUUAUGCUGUUGCCUUCCUUCUCAUAAUCAUUAUACCUUUUUACAUGUCCACUUGGGAAGAAUAUCACACUGGAGUGUUAUAUCUUGGGUAUUUUAACGGUCCAACUGAAGGCGUCCUGGGUGCUUGUAUAUUGAUGGUAAUCUCUGCAGUUAAAGGUCCAGGAUUGUGGAUGGAUGAAUUGCAAAAUGUAAUGAAUCCUGUGCCGGAAUUCAUUCCACCUAAUUGGUGUUUGGUAGACUUGAUCCUCCUUUUCAUGCUUUUCUCUGUAGUGGGUUUACAUAUCCCAAACAGCUAA
Molecule: messenger RNA, 744 nt
Organism: Cetraspora pellucida
Lineage: Eukaryota; Fungi; Glomeromycota; Glomeromycetes; Diversisporales; Gigasporaceae
Source: the annotation of a GenBank genome assembly